AGCGCUGCAUUUUAGCCUCGCUCUUCCCGAGCUGACGUUGGCCACUGCACUGGUUCCCGGCACUCCGGCCGACGGGACCUGCCACGCUCCCAAGCUGACACGGCAGAAACAGCCGUUUGAGAUGAGAUGAGAUGGGAUGGGAUGGGAUGGGAUGGGAUGGAAUGGAAACUCCUUACGUACGCAGUAACUUACCCCGUACCACGGCUUCUCUAUCGGCGCGGCUGACGGCUUUCCACCCCCGUCUCUCGGUCUCGCGCUGCCAUCACGGUCCAAUGAGACCCUCAUCCACCACCACUCAUACCUACGACUACUACUCCGUACCGGUACGUACAAAGUGCCAGGGGUUUGCAACCUGCAACCUGCAGCCUGCAGCCUGCAGCAGUCGACCGCUACCGUACACAAACACAUCCAUACAUCAUCGUACCGUAGUCAUCCCCAAAGAUAUAAAUAACCCGCCCAACUCAAAAAGUCAACACACACCCGUUCUCCCAAUCCGGUGCCAAUCCGGUGCCUCUCCGGAUUCACUGUCCGCGGAUCUAGGCCCGUCUCCCCCUGGCACCCUCGCAACCUCCCCCGCAGCGUCGCUAUCUAGGCCCGCGGCCUACAUACGGGAGAGGUUCGCCAUGCCGAUACGAUACGGUGCAUCGAAAACCGCUUCGGCCGGACCGUUGGGCAGUUCGGAGCCGAGCACCACCCCUGGCCAUGACGACACGAUAUCCAGGAGAGUUUGUCAUCUCCGACUAAUACAUGGGCUUGGUAAAUUGCCAUGCGUUCGCUAUGGGGAAAUCGGGCCUAGAACCCAGCUGGAGCGACCUCGACUCGCCUCAUGGGCAGAUUACACAUGAUGCCAUGACCCAUUACGCAGCAGGCACAGUAGCAACCACGCCCGCAGCACAAUCAAAUCAAGUAAUUAGGGCACCAAGCGGGAAAUAUCUCUAGCCAUGCGCAUCAAGGCGCCAAGGGUUU
Ilyonectria robusta is the source of this 966-nucleotide messenger RNA. RefSeq lists its product as uncharacterized. The transcript has a single exon. The record is from RefSeq and is a predicted model, not a curated record. Bases 132 to 845 code for a protein of 237 amino acids. Lineage: Eukaryota; Fungi; Ascomycota; Sordariomycetes; Hypocreales; Nectriaceae.